Messenger RNA from Amborella trichopoda, 729 nucleotides. Lineage: Eukaryota; Viridiplantae; Streptophyta; Magnoliopsida; Amborellales; Amborellaceae. The record is from RefSeq and is a predicted model, not a curated record.
AUGGAGCUAGCCAAAGAGCUCGUGAAGUCUACUCAACUUGCCACACAUCUUCUUGCUCUUGUGGUACUUCCAAAGGCACCCUCUAAUUUCAUAAUAGAAAAUAUAAGAUUGGCUAUGGAGAUUCUGCAAGGUCAGAGAUUCGUACAGACACAUAGGGGUUCGACCGAAAAAUCGUUUCGAUCCAAUCAAUUCUUCGGGUCCGAAAAAGAUAUUGGAUAUGUCAGUGACCUUGCACGAAAAAGCACUCUCCGAGGGCAUGGAAUGUCUAAUGUUUUGAUCAGAAUCUCCACUGUAAUGUCUCUGUUCGAUUCUCCGAUCAAAAUACGGGAAAGCCCCAUUCAAUUCUCAAUGGAAAUGGAGUUUUGCAAAUUAUCCCCAGAACUGGAAGAUCAUUUCGACAUCUUCGAGCAUAUCCGAGGGUUCAACGUGACUAUUAUCACUUCAGCCAACACACAAGCUGAGACUUUACCACCGUGGAGUGGCUUUUUGCAAAAAGAUGAGGGGGAUUAUCAAUUGUUCGCGGCUAAAUAUGAAUUGAGACGCAAGCUUUAUAAAGCCUUUUGUAAAGAUCUAGAUCUUCCUAGUGAUAUAUGGGACAAACAUCGUUAUAAGUUGUCCAAGUUGCCUAGAAAUAGUUCAUUUGCACGAUUCUUUUGCAUUUCCUUUAUCGUCUUUCGUGGAUUAGCAUCUCGAGGUCCUUUGAUGGGCAAAAAGAAAUCGUCUUGGUAG